Messenger RNA from Anoplophora glabripennis (Asian longhorned beetle), 713 nucleotides. RefSeq names its product NTF2-related export protein (gene Nxt1). Gene Ontology annotation, biological process: protein import into nucleus. Gene Ontology annotation, cellular component: nuclear pore central transport channel. The record is from RefSeq and is a predicted model, not a curated record. Lineage: Eukaryota; Metazoa; Arthropoda; Insecta; Coleoptera; Cerambycidae. Bases 223 to 633 code for a protein of 136 amino acids. The transcript is spliced from 5 exons.
UGUCAAAGAUUGGUUGUCGUCAGUUUUGUAAAUAGUAAACGGCUAAUAAAUUAGAAAAUUAGAAUAGGAAGUUUUAGAAUUUAUUUAGUACUACCCUACGACUAACCAGUUGGUUUCCUGCUUUUCUAUUAAUCUUAGUUUGGAUUAACAAAAUAUAUCAGUAUAAAAUUAAUGACUAGUUAUUCCUGGGUUAGUUUAUAACUUAUUCAAUUCAUUCAGAAAAUGGAUCAGGUAACUAAAGCCAAAAUUGACCAAGCAUGCAGAACGGCUGAAGAAUUUACGAAACUUUAUUAUGAAACCAUAGAUAAAAGACGACAUUUAAUGUCUAGACUUUAUUUGGAUACAGGACUAUUAGCAUGGAAUGGAAAUGGAAUUACUGGGAACGAAAGUAUACAAAAGUUUGUAAUUGAUUUACCUUCUACAGAUCAUGUAGUGAACACUUUAGAUGCUCAGCCGAUACUGGAUUCUGCUGUAAGUGGGCAAUUAACGUUUAUGAUUCAAGUAAGUGGUUCUGUGAAGUACCAAGAUAAAACUCCGAAGACAUUCCAGCAAACCUUUAUAGUGACUGCGCAGGGCGAUAAAUGGAAAAUAGUUAGUGAUUGUUUCAGAAUACAAGAAUCUCUGAAUAAGUAGGACUAAUAUUGCUUUUUUGAAAGGACUUUAAUACUUUUUAGUUGUAUGAACCUAAAAAUUAAUAAAUUUUUUCUUAGUUA